This is a messenger RNA of Prunus armeniaca (apricot), 180 nucleotides long. The record is from the annotation of a GenBank genome assembly. NCBI's taxonomy places the organism in Eukaryota, Viridiplantae, Streptophyta, Magnoliopsida, Rosales, Rosaceae.
AUGUCGAUCUCUCAAGAGCUUUACCCAUCCCAAGACGACCUCCUUUACGAAGAAGAGCUUCUCCGAAACCCCUUUAGCCUGAAGGUAUGGUGGCGUUACCUAAUCGCUCAAUCCGAAUCUCCAUUCAAGAAGCGUUUUAUAAUCUACAAGCGAGCACUCAAGGCCCUUCCUGGGAGCUAA